CCCAUUCAAAAGCGGAGGUUGCGGACUUGUUUUUCGGCCGCUGCCAACCGCCGGAUUUGAAUCGGGGCGCCGCUUCCUGGCGCCGGCAGCAGGGUGGCGGUGAGAUGGGCGCCCCUUCGUUGCCGGACACCUGGAAGCCCUUCCUCAAGGACCACCGCCUCGCUACGUUCAAGAACUGGCCCUUCUUGGAGGGCUGCGCCUGCACCCCGGAACAGAUGGCGGCGGCCGGCUUCAUCCACUGCCCCACGGAGAACGAGCCCGACUUGGCCCAGUGUUUCUUGUGCUUCAAGGAGCUGGAAGGCUGGGAGCCAGACGACGACCCCAUGGCGGAACACAAAAAGCACUCGCCUGGCUGCGCCUUCCUGUCUCUCAAGAAGGCGUGUGAAGAAUUAACCCUCGGGGAGUUUUUGAAGCUGGACAAAGAAAGAGCCAAGAACAAAAUUGCAAAGGAGGCCACCAGCAAGCAGAAGGAAUUCGAAGAAACGGCAAAGCAAGUCCGCCGGGCCAUCGAGCAGCUGGGAGCCAGGAAGUGAGGCCGCCCACUGUCCUCCGCGGGUGGGCCGCCGCCUUGCGCGGGCACGGCCCGCCGCCACAGUGCCCUAGGCGGGGAGAACCUCACAACUUCGAAAUGGGAAUAUUUAAACUGUAUUUCUUUUCUCUUGGAAGUGGGGCCAUGGGCUCCUUCUGUCUUCGCCUCUGGUGUCACCGGGUCUGGUGACUGGUCCCUUUUCCGCCGGUGUUUCUGCGCUGUCGGCCCGGGUGCGGCCUGGGCGGAAGGGCGAGAAGCUCGGUCACGUGGGCAGAGCCCUGCCCGGCAGAGUGGCGGGCCACCCGGCCUCGAAGCCCGAGACCCGACGUGAAUGCAAUCAUAGGUCCGCUGUGGCUGGACGAACCGAGAAUUAAGGGUGCCAUUUAAAGUGUCGUUUGCAUAAC
Molecule: messenger RNA, 933 nt
Organism: Phyllostomus discolor (pale spear-nosed bat)
Lineage: Eukaryota; Metazoa; Chordata; Mammalia; Chiroptera; Phyllostomidae
Gene: BIRC5
Product: baculoviral IAP repeat containing 5
Exons: 4
Coding region: 105-533 (142 amino acids)
Source: RefSeq, a predicted model, not a curated record